UCACACAAACACUGGCAGGCAGUAUCUGUGCAGCAAUGGAGGCAGGCAGCAUUGAGAGCCUAUGCAUUUUGUACCAGAGCCCGGACUUCCUAGUGGUGAACAAGCACUGGGACAUUCGCAUAGACAGCAAGAUGUGGUAUGAGAAAGUGACGGUACAGAGCCAGCUAAGGCACCGAUUCCCUGAGCUGGCUGAUCCGGACACCUAUUAUGGGUUCAGGUUCUGCCAUCAGCUGGACUUCUCGACUAGUGGGGCUCUGUGCGUUGCCCUUAGCAAAGAAGCGGCAGGACGCGCGUACAAGUGUUUUAAAGAGCGCACAGUCACCAAGGCUUACCUGGCACUGGUCAGGGGCAGUGUUGCACAAAGCUGCAUGACCAUCACACUGGCCAUUGGCAAGAACACACAAGAGGGACUAACGCACAUGAUGUGCGUGGAAGGGACUGAAGGGUGUGAGAAUGAAAAGCCUUGUCAGACCUACCUGACCGUCCUACAGCAUGGAUUAUACAAAGGAGAACCUGUCACCAAAGUCUUGUUACAGCCCUUAACUGGUCGCACACACCAGCUUAGAGUCCACUGCAGUGCCCUGGGCUAUCCCAUCGUGGGGGACUUUACCUAUAGCUUUAAGACAGACACUGACCCAUAUAGGAUGAUGCUGCACGCCUACUACCUAUGUAUCCCCACCGACCACGAGCUCAUCGAAGUCACAGCUCCCGAUCCGUUUCAGCCAGAAAACGACCCCCACUGGACACCGACAGAAACUGUCCAGAGCCUGAGUGAAGCCAUGGCUAACCUUAGCAACAAGGCAUUUUCCAUGGAGAGUACUGGACUGGAAGGCAAGACCGAGCCACUGAAGCCGGUGGAGGAAAAGAGGGAAACGGAGGAGGAGAGAGCUGUGUGCCAACAGUGGCUGGCCGAGUGGCCUGGGGAAUAACUGGCUAGAAUCGAGUCAUAUUUUAGCCUAGUAGCAAAUGCCACCAGGUACAAAUCCGUGCCGAGCACACCAGUCUUCAUGUUCCGUUCAGUUACGGAAAUGAGGCUGUAACAUCUUAGCAAUAGUUUAUCCACAUCUGGCCCAGCCAAUCACAGCUGUAGAACCGCAGUGCACUGCUCGAUUGCAUCUUUGGUGUCGCAGAUCUUCACCAGCAAUACUCCAUUUACUGCUGCUAGAGUAUUUUAAUGCUUUUUACCAAGCCCCAGUCAGGAUAGGAUAGGAGGACAUUGCAGCCAGGGGUCACUUAAUUUAAUCACUUGGACUGGGGCUGCUUU
Molecule: messenger RNA, 1264 nt
Organism: Nanorana parkeri
Lineage: Eukaryota; Metazoa; Chordata; Amphibia; Anura; Dicroglossidae
Gene: RPUSD1
Product: RNA pseudouridylate synthase domain containing 1
Exons: 6
Coding region: 36-929 (297 amino acids)
Biological process (GO): pseudouridine synthesis
Molecular function (GO): RNA binding; pseudouridine synthase activity
Source: RefSeq, a predicted model, not a curated record